AUGUCAGAACAAAAGGGGCCAUUAGGGGUGGACGCUUUGGAACAAUUACCAUCGAAACAGAAGUACAAUAAAUUCGACACAGGGAACGAAUCCCUUGUGGAAGAUGGACCUGAGUGUAAGUGGGAAGAGAAAAAGGCUGCAUUGAAAAAUGCAUUAACGUCUGCAUUAAGCAGUUAUGAAGAUCUGCAGGAGCAUAUUGAUAACAUUGCAAAAGCUUGGUGUAAGGUAAUUAAUGGAGCAGAGGACCAAAGUGAAGGAGGGAAGAAAGUGGGUGGUGAACUAUAUUAUUUAUUCUAUUAUUGGUUGGGUGAUAAAGUAUGGAACACUGAAAGCACAAAAACUUCCUUCCCCAGAGUUAUGAAUGAAAUUUACGAUGCACUGAAGGGGGUGUUCACUACUAUUAAUUAUGGAGAAAUUUGCACAAACAAUAUUGAGCAAAUAAAGUUCAACGAAAUGAAACUAGCAUAUGAGUAUUAUAUGGACCAUGAAAAAAUAAAGGAACAAUUAGGGGAUGAUGAGAGUGGGGUUUAUCCUUGUACUGUUCAGUACAACGAACACGUGGAAAAGACAUUUUCAGCCUAUAAUAAAGUGUAUGCAAGUCUACAUCCUGGGGAUGGUACGGAUAAUGCCUAUUGUGACAAAUUUGAAGAAAUGUUCAACCAUUACAAUGACAAAAAUCCUCAAGAAAUAAAAUGUGAGAACGUAUAUACGGAAAAAUCAUUAGCCGAUAUAGGUACCACUGCAGCCAUCUCUUCCAUACUUGGUGUAGUAGGAUUGCCUACAAUGACCUUUUUCCUUUAUAAGGUAAGUAAUAACUACAAUUAUUAA
Molecule: messenger RNA, 828 nt
Organism: Plasmodium coatneyi
Lineage: Eukaryota; Apicomplexa; Aconoidasida; Haemosporida; Plasmodiidae
Product: KIR protein
Exons: 2
Coding region: 1-828 (275 amino acids)
Source: RefSeq, a predicted model, not a curated record